This is a messenger RNA of Drosophila santomea, 665 nucleotides long. RefSeq names its product E3 ubiquitin-protein ligase RNF125. Bases 186 to 548 code for a protein of 120 amino acids. The transcript has 2 exons. Lineage: Eukaryota; Metazoa; Arthropoda; Insecta; Diptera; Drosophilidae. The record is from RefSeq and is a predicted model, not a curated record.
GUCAAUCCCUUUUCCGAUACGGGGGAGGGGGGUGGGGGCGUUAUCUAAAUUUUUAGUUCCACAAAAUAUCCAGCCAACUGAAGUCACAUAGAUAAAUUGACACGACGACACUAUUACACGACCGCAACGUAUACAUACAAAGACUUCACAUACACGGCACUUGACAUACAGAAUCGAACGGGCAUAUGGUACAGCAGGGCCUCGAUUCGACGAACUGCUGCAGAGCGCAGAGUGAGGGCGGCGAUGCUCCACCGUCGUUCAGUGCGGGUCAGGAUGGGGAGCCGGAUUUGUGUGCCUUUUGCCUGGAUCGCAUACAGAUUCCGGAGAAGCUGCACUGCAACCACGCGUUCUGCAAAAGCUGCUUAUCACUGUACAGGGAAGCCCGCAACUGGGUGGCCAAGCGCUGCCCCAUCUGCCGGCGCCGCCUGGACAUGGACGACCAGGUGCCCAGGCGGUUGCACGACGACUGGCGUCUUUUUGGUUUUAUGAUGCUACCGCUGAUGCUGCUCAGUUUGGGCCCUUUUUAUUUGCUGUUGCUCUACUGGUGAACUGCUCAACUGCUAAACUGGUUUACGUAAGCCAAUGUAUAUUUGUAAUUGUACUAACAGAGAUGUAUGCAAACUUGUCCGUGGAUUUUAAUUAAACGCAAAUGCCACAAAAUGCCA